GCUGGAAAGGGGCGGGGUUACCGCGACCUAGGAGAUUGGCGCCAAGCGUGGCCUCCUGGGCUCCGGUGGCUGGUGGAGGCUGACUCUGAACCCCAGCCAUGGAUAUCCGAAAGUUUUUUGGCGUUGCCCCAGUUGCAAAAAAGACCAGUUCUGGAAACCUUGAUAAGAAAGAGAGAACAAAAAGUGUGGACGGGAGCGCUGGGCAUCAGAAAUCCAAGGAUAAUAAAGUAAAGAGUCCAGUGAAUGUUGAUGACCUAAAAAAGAAGCCAGUAAAUAAGAAAAAGCGGGUCAUUUUAGACUCUGAUUCUGAAGAGGAGGCGCAACCUAAUAAAAAAUCUAAAACACCGCAGCAAAAGUCGCCCUCGCCUGUGCGGCCGGUGAAAACGCUCAAACCGGACCCGGUCUGCUAUGUGUCUGACACCGACGAAGAAGACUUUGCACAGAGGAAGAAACCACAGAAACCCAAGGAAAAUGGGACCUCCCUAAGCAGUCGCCAACACAAACCGAAAUCUCCUGCCGAAGUACAGACGCCCAUCAAAAAGCCCACGUCCCAGGAGAAAGCGUCAAGUAUGUCUCUGCAGGAUUACUUUGGGACGGACAGCGUCAAACGGUCAGAGAAGAAGCUGGUAGCGAGCAAGAGGAAAGAACCAUGCGCGAGCACCGAUGACUCCACGCUGGAUGAUGAGGUUAUUGCUAAAGAGCUGCAGCUUGCAGAGGAUUCAGAGUUGGAAAGGCAGCUUCAUGAGGAUGAAGAAUUUGCUCGUACGCUGGCAAUGUUGGAUGAGAUGCCAUCAAACAAGUCCCGGAAGAACAGCGGUGAAAAACCGAAAAGCAAAAUAAGCCCAAUCAAAACAGAAAGACAUGCACAUCCGAUCUCAGGCAGGACCGUAAACUUGUCAGAAGACAAGAUGACCAAGGGGAAAACCUCCGUGUCUUCUGAGAAUAAAACGGCUCCUCGUGGUUCGCAUUCUGAAUCCUCAGCGGGAAAUGCUGGAAAACCUGAUAAACAGUCGCCUGUGAAGACCAGCUCCAAGCUGGCCAUGAUGAAACAAAAGGAUGAAAGCCACCAUAAAGAUAAAGAGCAAGCUACCCCGGUGAAUAAAGGAAAGACUAUAUCUCCAAAGAAGGAGCAGACUACACCCGUAAAAGUUUCUCCCAAGGCAGAGUCAAGUCCGGAGGAUUCUGAGAAGAAAAAGGGCAAUUAUAAAGCCUAUCGGAAUUACCUUAAUAGAGAGGGUCCUAAAGCGCUGGGCUCUAAGGAGAUUCCUGUGGGAGCAGAUAACUGCAUGGAAGGCAUGACGUUUGUGAUCACUGGCGUCUUGGAGUCUGUGGAACGAGAUGAGGCGAAGUCACUAGUGGAACGGUAUGGAGGAAAAGUGACUGGAAAUGUCAGCAAGAAGACUAAUUAUCUUAUAAUGGGCCGCGAUGGCGGGGAGUCCAAACGAGAAAAGGCAGAAGGUUUUGGGACAAAGAUUAUCGACGAGGAUGGACUGUUUAAUCUAAUCAGAACUCUGCCUGGAAAGAGGUCAAAGUAUGAAAUCAAGGCAGAACCAAUGGUAAAGAGACUAAAAACAGAAAGAACACCCGAAAAAACUGAUCAGGCAAUAAAGAGGCCCAGUCCAAAUAAGAAGAAAACUCCUGAAAAGCGAGUGUCCCCGCUAAAAAAAGAACCAAGUGUAUCACACAAGAUGGCAACGCCGAAAAGCGAGCCAGAGGCAAAGAAUCUAUCUACCAAGUCCCAGGAUCUCCAGCCAAGCGGCAGCAAGUCCGAGAGCCUGCUGUGGGUGGAUAAAUACAAACCGACCUCGGUAAAGACGAUUAUCGGACAGCAAGGAGAUCAGAGCUGUGCCAACAAACUCAUAAAAUGGCUUAAAAACUGGCAUAAGAACCAUAUGUCUGACGAGAAGAAACCCGCCGCAAAACCUAACAAAUUUGGAGGAAAGGAUGACGGGUCUAUAUUUAAGGCAGCCUUAUUGUCUGGUCCUCCAGGUGUCGGGAAGACAACAACAGCAGUCCUCGUAUGCCAGGAGCUGGGCUAUAGCUACGUGGAACUGAAUGCCAGUGACACUCGCAGUAAGAACAGCAUGAAGGAGGUGGUGGCAGAGUCGCUCAGUAACACCAGCAUUAAAGGAUUUUACUCAGGGGCUUCAAAAUCUGUCAGCACGAAGCACGCCCUGAUCAUGGAUGAAGUAGAUGGCAUGGCUGGAAAUGAAGACAGGGGAGGAGUACAGGAAUUAAUUGGUCUGAUCAAACAGUCUAAAAUACCCAUAAUCUGCAUGUGUAAUGACCGAAACCAUCCCAAGAUCCGGUCCCUGGCAAACUACUGCUUUGAUCUUCGCUUCCAGAGACCAAGAGUUGAACAGAUCAAGGGCGCCAUGAUGUCUGUGGCCUUUAAGGAAGGAUUAAAGAUUCCACCGCCAGCCAUGAACGAAAUUAUUCUUGGGGCAAAUCAGGACAUCCGCCAGGUGCUGCAUAACCUCAGUAUGUGGUGUUCAAGCAGUAAAUCUUUGUCCUAUGAUGAAGCCAAGAGUAGUGCCAAAAAUGCUAAAAAGGAUAUUAAAGUGGGUCCUUUUGACGUGGUACGGAAGGUGUUUAGCAGCGGGGAGGAAACAGCUCACAUGACUCUCAUCGAUAAAUCGGAUCUGUUUUUCCACGACUACUCGCUGGCGCCUCUCUUUGUGCAGGAGAACUAUGUCCACGUAAAGCCUGCUGCGGCUGGUGGAAACGUGAAAAAACACCUACUGCUCCUAAGCAAAACAGCCGACAGCAUAUGCGACGGGGACCUUGUCGACCGGGCUAUUCGGAGUAGGCAGAUCUGGAGCCUCCUGCCCACACAGGCAGUCUAUGCCAGCGUGCUGCCCGGAGAGCUGAUGAGAGGCUACAUGUCUCAGUUUCCUAACUUUCCGAGCUGGUUAGGGAAGUAUUCAUCAACAGGCAAACACGAUCGCAUCACUCAGGAGCUCGCAAUGCAUAUGUGUCUCCGAACACGAACAAGCAAGGUGGCUUUGAACUUGGAUUAUCUGCCUUACAUGAGGGACGCGCUGGUCCGGCCCCUGUCGGAGUCCGGAGCGGACGGUGUGCAGGAAGUGGUGGAUUUUAUGGACGCUUACUACUUAAUGAAAGAAGACUUUGAUAACAUUAUGGAAAUUUGCAGCUGGGGAGGAAAGCCAAGUCCUUUUUCGAAACUGGAUCCCAAGGUUAAAGCUGCCUUCACCCGGGGCUACAACAAGGAAUCCCACCUGACUCCUUACUCGCUACAAACCGUUAAGACUUCCAAACGGGGAGCUGCGCCAACACUGGACACGGAGUACAAUGAAGAGUUAAACACCGAGGAGACUGAAGAGAAAGCAGAUGACAUGGAAACAGAUGCCAUGAUCAAGGCAAAAAAGGCGAAGACUUCCAAAGCUUCAAAGUCAGAAAAAGUUGGGGAGAAAAAACAAGCAAAAGCUAAAGCAAAGAAAGCCAAAUGAUUCAUUUAGUAAGCGAAGCGACU
This is a messenger RNA of Spea bombifrons (plains spadefoot toad), 3493 nucleotides long. RefSeq names its product replication factor C subunit 1 (gene RFC1). Gene Ontology annotation, biological process: DNA repair; DNA replication. The coding region runs from base 99 to 3470 and encodes 1123 amino acids. The record is from RefSeq and is a predicted model, not a curated record. Gene Ontology annotation, molecular function: ATP binding; DNA clamp loader activity; ATP hydrolysis activity. Gene Ontology annotation, cellular component: nucleus; DNA replication factor C complex. Lineage: Eukaryota; Metazoa; Chordata; Amphibia; Anura; Pelobatidae. The transcript is spliced from 25 exons.